CUGGCAGCCGGCUGCACUUGCAGGCGACGGAAUGGGCCACCGCAUGGCCAGGGCAGCGGCAGCAGACUGAGCAGAGCAGCAGCAGCACAGCAGCAGAUGAGAGGUGGAGGCGCAGGCAAGCGACUAGGCUGCUUCGAGCGACCCAAGGACAGGGCCGCCGGGAGCUGGUGGGCCUGGGGACUGCUGGGAGCCUGGGCAUGGUCUAGUCGUGUCGGAUGCGUCGCGGCGGGCAGUGGGCAGUCAGUCAGCACUCAGCAGUGGGCUCGGUGGCCCGCCGGGCUUGGGAGUUGGGGCUCGUCUUUGAGCGCUGGGCAUGGGGAAGCCUGA
Molecule: messenger RNA, 327 nt
Organism: Rasamsonia emersonii CBS 393.64
Lineage: Eukaryota; Fungi; Ascomycota; Eurotiomycetes; Eurotiales; Trichocomaceae
Exons: 1
Source: RefSeq, a predicted model, not a curated record